Grosmannia clavigera kw1407 is the source of this 3102-nucleotide messenger RNA. Its product is annotated as ddt domain containing protein. Bases 1 to 3102 code for a protein of 1033 amino acids. NCBI's taxonomy places the organism in Eukaryota, Fungi, Ascomycota, Sordariomycetes, Ophiostomatales, Ophiostomataceae. The transcript has 8 exons. The record is from RefSeq and is a predicted model, not a curated record.
AUGGUGCUGUUCAAGCGCAAACCCGUGCGGUUCGAACCACCUCCAGCGCUCAAAGAUGAUCAAGAGGUGUGGUAUAUAGAGAAGACGGGCGAGGUCUUCACCACAUACGAAGACUAUCUGGCAAGAAUGGACUUCUACAAACAGCGGUUCAACUGCCAAAUCACUGGACACUCUAACCUCUCCUUUUUCGAGGCAUUGGAGAGUGAGCGAGCCGGUGCCGCCGAGGUCGAGCAAGCCUUUCCCGAAGCCCUCAAGGGACCCGUCCUUCGCCGCGUCCAGUUCCAGACAGUCUCCCGCAUUGAUACUCUGGUCGACCAAAUCUACGACGAGUUCAAGGCAGACUACCAUCCUGGUGAGUCUGUCACGGUGACACUCUACGACGGAGAACGGCUACACGGUACUGUUCGUGAUAAGACGAGAUAUGGCAGCAAGGUUCUCCCAGACGGGACCCUCACUCCGCCUUACACGCGUUACAUUGUCAGUCUCGACGACCGUCCAGGCGAGGAGGCUGUUGUCGAGGAGGCAAACAUAUUUCGUGACCGCAAAGUGUUCACCAAGUCGGUCCUACGGUCAUUUAUCAAGAAGACGGUCGCAAGGGAGGCAUGGAAUGGCGCACCCUGGUUGGUGAAGAAUGACGUGGCUGAGCAAUACCACAUCGACACGAGAGUUCCAAUUAAUCUACAGUACAACAACAAGGUUCUGGAGCGAAAGCAGAUGUUGGCUCAGAGAAAGCUGCAGCAACAGCCCCACGACGUCAGCAGUCUUCUCAAUAGCAGCCCCAGCAGUCCCGAAUCUCCUAUGAACGGCGGCGGCUUUCGCUUGCCCGAGCUGAAGCCAGCGCCUAAAAGUCACAAGGCCAAGCACAUCCAAUUGGCCCAGCAACAGCGGCAACUUCAGCACCAGAAGCAACAGCAGCACCCCAACCCACAAAACGGGGCGGCAAAGGCGCGGCCAAACGGGUUUGCGCACCACGCAGAGCCCGGCCAGUUCCAGCACCUCCCGCUUCCUAAUAAUCCGUUUCAAUUCUCCUUGUCCAUGAGAAACACCCCGACGCUUCCGGCACAUACCGCCCCAGAGGUGCCCUCGCAGCCGCCUCCACCUCCACCUCCAAAGUACCCCAUCGAGGAUCUCCAGCUCGAGCCGAGCGAUGCAACGCGCCCAACUCUCAAGUUCCUAUGCAAUGACCCACCUGUGGAUCUAGCCGAGACGGUCGUACCACCGUUUGCCAAGAAGAUCCUGAUGAAGUCUGUCGGGCCGCUAUUGGAGACCUGGGACUCGUUGAAUGUGUAUUGCGAGAUCUUUAAGCUGGACUCAUUCACUUUCGAUGAUUUUAUAGAGGCAAUGCUCUCUGCAAAUGACGAUACCCCGGUUCAGCUGUUUGACGAAAUCCAUUGCGCUGUUCUCAAGACGCUUGUCCAAUCCGAGGCAGAUGGUGGAGAGGUGCAAAUUCAGCUCCCCGAGCUGGAUGACAACGAAGAUGAUGAUGAUGACGAUAAUGAUGCCGAUGACGACGACGCCGAGCCCGAGCCCGAGCCAAAACCGGCCACCCGCGCUACAAGGAGUAGCGUAGCCAAAUUGGAAGCCGAGCGACUGGCUGCCGAGGCUGCCGCGGCCGAGAAGGAGAAGGAGAGCGAACCUAUCAUUGUGCAUCGUGCCGAGGACGUCUUGGCCGACUACGACUGGAUCGAUCAGCUCCGGAAGAGAAACUUUCAGGACGGGGGUUGGCAGCUAAUGAUGGUUGGCCUACUCUAUCAGCUGUCGAAAGACGAACGUCGCCAGGUCGUCUGCGAGGCUUUGCUGUCGGAAAUUGUCCCGCCAAACGUCGAAGCAACCAAAGAAACUGUGCGGCAACACUACUCGGCCCUCGACAUCAACAACCGUGUGCAGGCACUCCAGAUCAUCUGCAUGCUAACCGUUGAUACGAAGGCCUUCCGUGGUUAUAUGGAAGACUGCAGUGAACAGAUGACCAAGUAUCGGAAGGAGAAGAUUGAAUGGCAGCGGGCGAGAAAACAAGCAAUCGAGGAUUUGAAACCGCUAAACGACCAGCGUAAAAUUCUCCUGCCGGAUAACCUCCCACCUUCUCCUCCUCUGGAUUAUCCUCUGGAGCCGGCCAAGUUGGACGCGGAUGUGAAAAUGAGCGAUGCCGAGGACUUAGCCGAGGACCGUGCCGCUCAGCGGAAGCGCAAGAGAGAAGAGCAAUAUGAGCGCAAGCGGGAAGCCGAAGCAGCUGCAAAGGUGCCCAAGCAGUCCAAGCAGUUUAUCAAAGUUAAGCGGGACAUCGAGAAAAAAGAGGCUGAAAUCAAAAGUUGCGAGGAAGAGAUUGCCAUCCUCGACAACGACCUGCGCGAGGCCGAUUGCCCACGCACGCGUGUUCUUGGCAAGGACCGCUUCUGGAACCGGUAUUAUUGGUUCGAACGCAACGGCAUGCCCUACGGCGGGCUGCCCACAAGCUCGACCGCCACGGCUAAUUAUGCCAACGGCUGCCUCUGGGUGCAAGGCCCUGACCAACUGGAACGCGAGGGCUAUAUCGACAUGGCGCCCGAAUACCAGAAUGAGUACAAGGCCAAGUUCGACAUGACCGUUCCAGAGCGCAAGAAGCGGGAAGAGGGGGCGACGAGUCUGUUCGACGCAGGCCAGUGGGGUUUCUUCUCGGAGCCUGAAGAUCUGGACGCGCUGAUCGACUGGCUGGACCCGCGAGGCUUCAAUGAAAUGAGGCUGCGCAAAGAACUGGUCAUAUUCCGCAGCAAGAUCAUUGCGAACAUGGGGAACCGUCAUCAAUAUGUGUCUCAGCCAGACAGUGAAGUCAGUGAGGAUAAGGACAAAAACAAGGCUACACCAGUACCAAUCACAUCAUCAGGGAAGCGCAUGAGCACUCGCACUCGAGCGGCGCUAACACCGGAGCUAACACCGCCUACUUUGCGCUGCACCAGUUGGGUCAACAGCAUGGCCAUCGACGACCUCGGCCAUGUCCAUAGCGAACAGCCUCCUCCAGUCCGGCCACGGAAGCAGAGCCGGAAGAAGGAGGCUGCUGCUGCCAGCGAGGCAUCGGAACCACCGCGGAAGAAGGCCAUGACGCGACAAGGAACUCGAUACCACUCCUGA